AUGCAUAAGUUCCAACUGAAGGGUGAACGGUUUGGAGGUGCUGGUCGAGGAAGAGGAAGAGGUUUUGUUAGUAGUAGUGAAAUUUGCUUUAGAUGUGGUGGCACUGGGCACUGGGCUAGAGACUGCAAGGGCCGAGCACCAGUUGUAAAGUUAGAAGAGCCAGAUGAAAAUGCUGAAGAAGCUUUUGAGUUGCCAACACUUGAAGAAGUGGCCCGUACCACAGCUACACUACGAUGUGAUCCUAUUGUUCCUGCGCAUUCUAGUCAGGAAAAUGAGUCUGAAAUGAAGGAGGAAGAUUAUGUCCUAAUGAAUGUGAUCCGUCCUGAUUAUGAAAAGCCGACUCCUCCAGAAGCCAUGAAACCCCUCUACCAUCUUGAGGAAGAUGGCAAGGUAAUAGCGACUCCACCAGAGGUUUAUGAAGCUCUUGCUGAUUUUGGUUACAAGUCAUUUAGACCUGGUCAAGAACUCGCUAUUAUGCGGAUCCUUUCAGGCCUGUCCACUUUAGUGGUUCUUUCUACUGGAAUGGGAAAAUCUCUUUGCUACCAGCUUCCAGCCUACCUGUAUGCCAAAAGGUCAAAAAGCAUUGCGCUAGUUGUCUCUCCAUUAGUGUCUCUUAUGGAUGAUCAGGUUUCUGGUCUCCCCCCCAAAAUAAAAGCUGCCUGCAUUCAUUCCAACAUGACAAAAAAUCAAAGAGAAGCCGCUAUUGAAAAGGUGAAAGAAGGCAAAGUCCACGUACUACUUCUGUCUCCUGAGGCACUUGUUGGCGGUGGACAUGCUGGAUCUGGCUGCCUGCCUCCUGCCGAUCAGCUUCCCCCAGUAUCCUUUGCAUGUAUAGAUGAAGCACAUUGUGUAUCUGAGUGGUCUCACAAUUUCCGGCCCUGUUACCUUAGGCUUUGUAAAGUUCUUAGAGACCGCUUGGGUGUGCGAUGUUUGCUAGGUCUGACAGCAACUGCAACUCUUGCCACAGCACGUGAUAUUGCCCAUCACCUGGAGAUCCAAGAUGAAGAUGGAAUUGCAGUUAGAUCUGCAGCAGUGCCUCCUAAUUUGCAUCUGUCUGUGUCAAUGGACAAGGAAAAAGAUUAGGCUCUUGUGGGUUUGCUGAAAGGUGAUCGAUUUGGCUCACUGGACUCCAUUAUUGUCUACUGCACUCGGAGAGAGGAGACUAACCGUAUUGCUGCCUUGCUGCGUACUUGUAUGCAAGGUGUAUGGCUACCAGGCACAGGGGGCGAAGCCCCCUAGUCUUAAACAUAAAAGUCUACGUCUGAGUCUUAUCAUGCAGGCAUGUCUGCAUCUCAGCGUCGAAGAGUCCAGAACAACUUCAUGUGUGGUGAGCUGCGUGUUGUUGUGGCAACAGUGGCUUUUGGAAUGGGCCUGGACAAGUCAGAUGUGCGUGGGAUCAUCCACUAUAACAUGCCGAAAAGCUUUGAAAGCUAUGUGCAGGAAAUUGGCAGAGCUGGCAGAGAUGGGAAAUCCGCCCAUUGCCAUCUUUUUCUGGACCCUGAGGGCGGAGAUCUUUGUGAACUACGAAGGCAUAUUUAUGGAGAUACUGUUGACUAUUUCACUGUGAAGAAACUGGUGCAGAAAUUAUUUCCACCUUGUAAGUGCCGUCAAAUAAAUGAAAAACAGCAGGCUGUACUUAAGUUUGGGGAAGUUGAAGAUGAAGAGAUGCUUAGUCUUCCUGAUCCUUCCAAUGGGCAGUCACCUUCCAGUGUUCACCAGCAUCAGGAGGAAGAACAAAAUUGCAAUGAAACACAAAAUGUCACCAGAGUCUGUCACACUCAUGAACGUGCAGUUCCUAUCCAAGAAACAGUGGAAGCUCAUGACAUAACAGAAGAAGGUAUAGAGACUAUACUUUGCUAUCUGGAACUGCACCCUCAGCACUGGGUGGAGUUGCUACACCCCACACUCUCUUCUUGUCAUUUGGUGUGCUAUAGUGGACCCCAGCAGCUUCGAGCUAUUGCCAAGAUUUGUCCCCCAGUUGCAGUAGCACUUGCCCGUAAGAGGCUGGCUGGCGAGAGCCUUUCCCACUCAAGUUCGGUGACAUUCGAUGUGGUGGAACUGGCAGACUCUAUGGGUUGGGAGCUUAUUCCAGUCAAAAGAACUCUCCGGCAACUCCAGUGGAAGACUGAGAGAGGUCCCCCAGGCUUUAGAGGGACAGGAAAGAGUGGUGUCCUGGUGGAGUUUUCCAGUUUGUCCUUCCACUUCCGUUCUUAUGGAGAUCUAACUCACCAGGAAAUGGACAGUAUUUGUGAGUUCUUACACCAGAGAAUUCAGGCUCAAGAGAAGACUCAGCUGUAUCAGCUAAAAGCUUGCUUUAAGGCCUUCUUUAGUGUUGCUUACCAUAACUCUACUUCUUGUUCUGAUAAGAUGGAUGAUGACAGGAGCCAAAAGCUGAAGGCCUUGCUAAUGAACUACUUUGACAAGAAGGCUGAACUGGAUCUAAGCAAAAAGUAUGAAGAGGAUAAAGAGGACUGUGAACUUAGUAAAUAUAAGUUAAAAGACUGGGGGGAUCAGAUUCGUGCAGACAUAAGAAGUUUCCUUUCAACUCGCAAUGAAGAAAAGUUUUCUGGAAGAGCAAUAGCCAGAAUAUUUCAUGGAAUUGGAAGUCCUUGUUAUCCUGCAUUGAUUUAUGGAAAGGACAGAAGAUUCUGGAGAAAAUAUAUUAAUUUUGAUUUCAAUGAAAUCAUCAGAAUAGCAACUGAGGAAAUUAUAAGAACCAAGUAAAACUGAGCAUUAUAACUUGGUAAUCUGUAUUUAUAUGUUUCGUCUGUGAUUUAUUUAAUUGUAUAACAUCUGUAAGUUUUUUUUAAUGAAAUUGUAUCUUUUUUAAUAUCAAAAUAAAAACUUUAUGCUUUA
Erpetoichthys calabaricus (reedfish) is the source of this 2856-nucleotide messenger RNA. It is a transcript of the gene recql4, whose product is annotated as RecQ helicase-like 4. Lineage: Eukaryota; Metazoa; Chordata; Cladistia; Polypteriformes; Polypteridae. Gene Ontology annotation, biological process: telomere maintenance; double-strand break repair via homologous recombination. Gene Ontology annotation, molecular function: nucleic acid binding; ATP binding; four-way junction helicase activity. The record is from RefSeq and is a predicted model, not a curated record. Gene Ontology annotation, cellular component: nucleus; cytoplasm; chromosome.